This is a messenger RNA of Olea europaea var. sylvestris, 738 nucleotides long. Its product is annotated as 39S ribosomal protein L47, mitochondrial-like. The record is from RefSeq and is a predicted model, not a curated record. The transcript has 4 exons. Gene Ontology annotation, biological process: mitochondrial translation. Gene Ontology annotation, molecular function: structural constituent of ribosome. The coding region runs from base 149 to 583 and encodes 144 amino acids. NCBI's taxonomy places the organism in Eukaryota, Viridiplantae, Streptophyta, Magnoliopsida, Lamiales, Oleaceae. Gene Ontology annotation, cellular component: mitochondrial ribosome; mitochondrial large ribosomal subunit.
AAUAAAAAUAAAUCCUAAUAUUACCACCAGUAUCAACAGCCAGCACGGCAACACCAUCCUCGUCGCUCUCUCCCCUUCUUACCUGCGCAGCCGCCACUGCUGAGCACAGCCAUUAAUCUUCCACAGAAAAUAUCAAUUCUUUGAAAGAAUGUUUCUCACAAGGGUGUUUGGAAGGACACUUUUUGCUGCGGCCAGAUCAGAAGCUUCAGCUGCUGGGGCCGCCGCCGCCUCCUUCUCUACUGCAUCUAAGCACAACCCACUUGAGGAGUUCUUUGAUACUACUAGAAGCCCAGAUGAUGAAAAGCCUGUUGUUUAUGGUCGGAGUUGGAAGGCUCCAGAACUACGUCUCAAGUCUUGGGAUGACCUUAACAAGCUUUGGUAUGUUCUCUUGAAGGAGGAGAACAUGUUGAUGACACAGUGUCAGAUGCUUCACGCUCAAAACCUACGCUUUCUCAAUCCAGAGCGUAUUCCCAAGGUAAGGAAGUCAAUGUGUCGAAUUAAGCAAGUUCUCACGGAGAGAGCCACUGCAGAAGCAGAUCCUAGGAGGUCUGCUGAGAUGAAAAGGAUGAUCAAUGCUUUAUAGUUUUCAACUUCUUUUGUGGUUCUGUCUUGUUCCUCUUUUGUUUUUCUUAGGUCAAGAUUCUGUGAUUUCAUUAAUGAAUAUUUUGUAGUCUUUUGUGAAACUAUGGGAGGCAUUUAUGAAAAUGGAGACAUUGAGUUGGAAUGUAUUUAUCUGAA